This is a messenger RNA of Xyrichtys novacula (pearly razorfish), 31672 nucleotides long. Lineage: Eukaryota; Metazoa; Chordata; Actinopteri; Labriformes; Labridae. The record is from the annotation of a GenBank genome assembly.
AUGGGCUCCGUGACUUCUGCUCUAACAAGGACGAGAAACGCCUUGGUGAAAGUGGGUUCGGAACCGGAAAACCAUGACCCAGAGAGGAGCCAGUCCGCCCCGGAGUCAGACCGGGCUAAGAAGAAGAACUCUCGGUUCAACGUGUCGAGCCAAACCGGACGGCAGGGUUCCGGACGCCCGUCGCUGUCCGAGGUGCUGAGCAGACAGGACUCUGACGGCGUCAGGCAAACUUCGAGGAAAAAGACACCUGAGGGUCCACAGACAGGUGAGUGGAGCGUGAAACGUGGACGAGGUUAUACCCACCUGUUGCACUAGUGGAAACUCAGGUUAGCUGAAAACAGGCAAGGAAAUUCACUCUGUCUGUAAAAAUGACCCUUCUCAACUGGUUCUCAACUGGUGGGUCCCGACACAAAAGUGGGUCGCCGACAUGUUCUGGAUGGGUCACGAACAGCUGGUCAAAAAAAUUUAAUAUUUAAUGUGAUAUUUUACUUUUUCACAAGCAACCUCAGUAGUUGCCGUCCUCAUGUUGUCCCCUUCAUGUGCUCUGCAAAUGCACUUUACUCAAUAAAACAAGUGGAUUUAUGUUAAAGAUUAGAGUCUUUAAAGGUUUUUUUUAUAUAUAAAAAAUACAUUUGCCUGGUUUGAAUUCUAUAAAAGUGGGUCUCGACUAAAGGACCACGGGAAAAUAUGGGUCCCUGAGUGAGACCAGUUGAGAACCACUGCAUUAGGCUUCUGAACUGAAUGUUGUGAUAGAUUCCCCAACUUAGAAACUCAAGAUAAGAUUAAAAAAAUAAAGGUACUCCAAAGAAAGAUGUUCCUCCAAAAUUAUUAACUUACAUUUCUCUUAUUUACUGCUAAAAGGCCUACUUUAACUGUCUUUACUUUAGUCCUGUUUUAAUUUUUAGACUUUAAUUGAACUAUUUCUAAGCUUUACAGCUACAUUUUCUCAUUUAAACACUUUGUAACUUGUUCAAGCUGGAAAAAAACACAAAUUGAACCAAAAGCACAAGCGAUGUAUAGGUACAGUGAGACGCUAAAGUAACAUUGACACUGGCAGGGACUACUUUGCUGCUAUAUUUAUGUAUAUGAUGCUCAAAGUUUCUUUACCUUUUGAUUUUUCUCUUUUUGUAUCUAUACUAUACUGCUGUAGAUUUAGAAUUUCCCCCUGUGGGACUAUUAAAGGAACAUCUUAUCUUAUCUUAUCAUGUCCUGCUAAUGUUUUGACUAUGUGAGUAUAUUUAAUGCAAAGUUUCUAAAAGUUUUCUAUGUAUAGCAGCUCAAUUGCUUAUAAACAGUGUACUGUUUAGUUUUGCUCUUGUUUGAGUUGAUGAUCACCUAAAGUACUGCUCUGACGAGGUGAAAACGCCGGAGUGAAUGAGAUAAAACAAAUGUUUUAUGGCUGCAGAUUGACAAAUUGACAAACGUUUUCUUAUGCUUGAGUAAAACAAGACUUUUCCCUCUAAUUUUUAAAACACCCAGGCGUCUGACGCAGCUGGUGUGCCACCUAAAACCGCACAUCUCUGUGGUUCAAUUCAUGGAUUUAUCUGUAGAUGAGAGCAACUGGUCACUUCAGAGGAUUACUGUGAAAAGAGGUAUUUACCUAAUGAAUGCAGAGCUCUUUGAAGGCCAGCCUCAAUGCAACAUAUCUCCACUCCCAAAACAUCUCUUUGAUGUUUGAGGUGUCACCCAGAUAAAUUACAGCCCUAUUAAUUUUCGCACAUUUGGAUGUGGAUCUGCUUUUUAGUUUGGAUGCAUCGUAUUUUUUUCACUCCCAUGAAUAAGCCUCUCUUGUGCUGAGAAUGUACAUCCAAAAUCUUUCAGUCGUCUAGUUUCAUGGUGACAUAUUUGAAGAGGUUGUCUUCAGUGAUCCAGAGAGCAGUUAUAACUUUGAUUCAGUGAUGUAGCAUAAUUUUUUUUACCUUUCCUUAUUUAUAUCCUUCGUUUGGUCAGUGUUUCCUUUGCUUGAACCUGUUUAUCGUCAGCCGUCACCACAGCUGCCUCCUGUAGUUCCAACUCCCUCCAUGUCUUGCCCAGAGGAAUAAACUUAUCCCAGGCUGACUCCUAAAAUACCAUCUGUACUGGGGCGUUUCCAUGACCGUAUGGCUGUGUAGACUCCCGUCGAGUUUCCUCUCUUGUCCUCAGUGGUGUCCAUGUGUGCUCAGGAGUCUCCCCCCUGACUCUCAGCUGACUGCACACUCAACUGCUACCUCCUGAGGAACAAAGUACAGACACCCACCACCUCAUGUGGUUGAGUCCCUUCAAUGCUUGGCACAUCCACUGGUAUAAAAAGGAUCUCAAUGACUGCUGAGUCCUGAUGUGAGGAAAUUGCAGAAAAGAGUUUGAAAUCAGCUCUGACAACUAUAAGCCACUUUCACCUUCACUUUGGACGAGUGCGUCAUUUGAAUCACCGUCAGGGCUGUUACAGCUCCCAAGGCUACAAAACCAGGGUGGCAUGGGAACUGCCCUAGAGUGUGGAUACAAUCAGCGAUGUUGAAGAGCUGCAAUUACUUCAUCGUUGAUUGGCACAAGAACUAGGUCAUAUUCAGAGGGUUUCCUGUGGUUUACAAGUAGCUGGCAUUGUCCUCUGAGCUCAUACUACUCAGACUGGAUGGUAUUUAAUAAGUGUUUUACAUUCGGACCAGAAACAGUGGAGUAAAGUGCAUUCGAGAUUGCAUAUCGACAUAAAUGAAAAAGAUUGUGCCAAAUCACUCUCGAAGUUAUGUAAUUCAAAGGGCAUGUUGAGUUCUCGUGGCGAAAGUGUGAUGAAAUUUCUUAUCGAGGGGAUAAGAAGAGGCACUGCCUAAAGUGCCAAAGACAAGGAAAGGAAGUUUUCUUCUUCAGGUGAGGGUGUCACUGAAGUCAUGUUCAUGUUGUCUGUCUGUCUGUCACUUCCUUUCUUUGUCCAGAAUACAUGUCUUUCAUGAAAGGAUAAAAAGGUAAAAAGCCAUGAUCACCAAUAGUCACUGAGACAGAGAAGAGAGAGUGAAAAGAGACACAGAGAAUAAAAACAAUAAAAGCAGUCAGGGUGUGUAAAGACAGCUUGGAUGAACAAAUAAACUUCCCCCAGCUUCACAGGUGCAGGGAGAAUCAUGUCUUGUGUCGUGAUUGGUAAUUCAUACUCAUAAAAAUAGAGUUAAGAUUUCCAAUUGCUCUCGUGAACCAAAUCUCAUGUCUACUCUUGUCUUGUAACAUGAGCUGCCUUCCAAUCGUGUGCCAUCCUAAAAAAAGUUGACUUUUUCAAGCUUUCAUAGCAAGGACAAGGAAUAGAAUUGGAAACAGGAAGAAAAACAGGAACGACACAUAAUGAAGUUGCGUAAGGUAGGAGACAAAUGUUUGGCUGUUGCCUUCAGUGUGUAAGCACAGUAUUUACAGUGCUAAAAUGCUGUACCACCAGGAUGUAAACAAGCACAGAUGAGAGAGGAUUUUCUUGUAUCAUGUUGUGGUUUGGUAGUAUUUGGGUUCAUGUAAGGAAGAUCAAGUUGUGUGUAAGCAGUGUCUGGUUCGACGGACAGACAAGCACUCAGACAGUGCCACUGCCACCACAAGUAUGUGGACACUCAACUCCAAGGAGGACUGAAGGCUGGUGGAGCUCUGCAAACUAAUUUGACAUAGUUUUACAGAGAUUUUGACUAUUUUCUGUAUUUUUUUCUCUAACCUUCAGACUUGCCAGUAUGUCAGUAUUGAAAUGUUUGUUUAAACGACAAGGACAUCACUCGCUUUGGAGCAUACCAAAUAGUGAUAAUCUGUAAUGAAGUUGCAAACAGAAGUACAGCAACUUAUAGUUUUCAUGAAAACUUUAUACACUGAAAAUUAAAAUUGAGCAGGACAUCAAAGGACAAACAAAGUUGAGAAGGUGUCUUUAUCAGGGACUCAAAAAGACAUAAUAUUAUGGGGAACAGUGUGCAAUCGGGGAGUCACGUGGCAGAGUUGAACAACGGAAAAAGAACCCAAAUGCAGAACAAAAAAUGAUCUAUCCAAAGAACGAAAUAAAAAGCAACAAAAACUUUCUUCAAAAAUGUCCAACUAAAAAAAUCCAAAGACAAAAUCCAACAAAAGUCACUGGGGGAAAAUACCACAAGGAACAACUGGGGACACAAGCAUAUGCACACAUCAACAUACAAUGAACCAACAAGAACAGAGGGGAAGACAGUGACUAUAUACACACUGGGAAACGAGUAACAGGUGAUUCAGAUGAGACGCAGGUGAGACCCAUGGGUGAUUAAGAAAGGAGGGAAAACUAAGGAAGUUAACACAAGGAAUCAACUACGACGAAAUAAAAUAGGAAACAAUAAAAGCAGAUAUAAAGAAUAAAACACAGAGUACAAAAGGGAAACAGGGUCAAACACAAACUGAAAACUCACAAGACUGGACUUGCGUCUUCUCUGUUUGUAAAAAAUAAGAAUGUGUCGAUUUGAUCAAAAAUAAAAAUAGAAAAUAAAACAGAAAUCUAAUACAAGAGCUGUGACAUGCAAUGUAGCCGUGACUCAUGUCAUAAGUAAUUCAUACCAAUUUAAAAUGACAUCAGAUCUAGCAUGUGUGCCCCAUAUGGCAAACAUGUUUUUCAUCUAUUCCUUCAGCUUCAGACCCUUUCAUGUCUGAUUCACAAUGAGAGGGGGACCUAUUGGGGGACAAGAGAUGCAAGUGUAGUGAGAGAGGAGCAUAAACAAGAAAUCAGAAAAGAGUAUUGUCCAUUAUCGGCGCAGAAUUUGGCAACCCCAAGCACCAUGAAUUAUGCUAGUCUUAAUGGAAGGUUAAAUGUGCCUGAAUAUCAAUUUCAGUUCAGGAGGAUGUACGAUAUUUAAGUAAUACAGUUAAAAGUUGUGAGGUGAGAUUUAUGGGUGUUAGUGGAAGACUGUGGUUCCCAUUUACAAUCACAUUGUCUAUACCAUCUAGUUGUUGUUAGUACACAAAUGUGUUUAAUAGUUCGUUCUGACUAGUCGGUUCUCCAUAACAAUGGUCUAUUAUGCCAUGUUGUCAUGGAUACAGCUCUAGUCAAAUGCUGUGUUCGAGUUACCUCGGAAGUCAGAAGUCGGAGCUGAAAAUGACGUCACACCCAAGUUCCCAGCGCUUCGGUUACCAAGUCGGAAAAAAGCAAAAUCGAAGGCGGAAACAAGAUGGCUUCAUCUACGAAAGUUAUUUUAGCGCUUGCCUUGUCCGAAUAUGAGGCAAGUGCUGAAAUAACUUUCAUAAAUGUUUUGUAGAUGGCUGUAGCCAUCUUGUUGCAGGCCUCCGAUUUUGCUUUUUCAGACUUGGUGUGACGUCAUUGUCAGCUCGAACUUCUGACUUCUGAGGUGACUCGAACACAGCAAAAGACUCAAGCGGACUUGCUUCAAUUACAUUUACCACGAAUGUAAAUGUUCAGGUCAGUUUGAGUCAUAACAGUUCGCUAAGAUGGUUUUGAAAGGCUCUAUUUCUUAUCGUGUGUCUCAUACUUGUGGAUCUUAUUGUAGUUUAACCAUUGCUCUGUGGAACUUGACUGCUUAUUGUACUUAUUUAGCUAUUUAUUGCUGAUUCUGCUGAUCUGUGAGUACUGACAAGGGAAUGUGGUUGUCUACUGGCUUCCAUUAAUGUCUUGCACUUGUCUGGUUUGUUUGUCUGCUGAUCUGUGUGUUUGGACGGAUCAAAUGGCAGGGUAAGUGUGAACGGAAUUGGCCUUAGUGGAAAAAUAAAGUCUGAAUCUGUAUCUAAUGCUAACAUGACUGUUACCAAGGAGACCGCUCAAACUGUGAGUGUUACAGGCUGUUUAUCAGUGGUUCAUCUUGUUUGGGGCUUGCUAGCUCCUCCACGUAUUAUUAUUUUCAAACUACCAAGACCUAGAUAAAAACAAACGUUCCUACAAUGAUUAAAUCCAGAGUGCCAACAUAUCAAUGUUUGUUUUUGCCCAAGAGGCUACAGACAGAGGUGAAAUGUUCCAGACUCUUCAUCCAUGACUGGAUUGAUAUCAAAUGUAGAAUCAAAUUGUCCCUAGUGUUGUCUUUGCCAUUGGGAAUUGAUUACUGUUGUUGUUGAGUUUUGACAAAUCAGAGUGAAGUAUUUAGCACACACAGGUAAUAAUCCGCUAUGACAACCUGCUCAUUAAACAUUAUCCUCUACUGAACAUCCAUGGCAUUGCACUAUUGCCAACAGUCUGGUCCUGAUCCUAGAGACCCUUCAGUUUCCCUUUAUAAAGUUAGUACAGGCAGUGUAGGACAGGAUACAUGAACACUUGUGCAGAACAUUUUGGAACGAAUUUACCACAGCAAUGUUAUUUAAUAUUCUACUGUUUGCACAUACCAAGCUGUGUUCGCAAAGAUACUAUUUCUUUGAAUUAAAAUGAUCUUAUAUGAGAUUGUUUCUAUUUUUACAUACACGGAAAAAGGCAGCCAAGCAUAUGGUUUUCUAAAUUUGAGUGCUCUUUUUUUUUCAAUUAACACCCUUGGCAGGUGUUAAGCUCAGCUAUAUGAGCCCCUCUAUUGUUAUGUAGCAUCUGUGACCAUGCAGGUAUUAGCACAACCUGCUGUGCUUUCCCUGAGCCUCCAACAUCAUGUCACUGUAUGUGACACUGUCAUAAAUAUGCAGAAUUUGUGGAGUCUUCUGACUUCUCUUCGGAGGAUUUGUGUGUUUGUUUGUGUGUUAAUGCCUGAUGCUAAAUAAACGUCUACAUUGCUCUGGCCUUUUGACCCAACACUGAUAUGACCACUUUCAUCCCUUUGAUAUGGAACCAUGCUGGCCCAGAAAUCAUUAGCUAAACUUAUGGACUAUAAAGUUCUUGAAUUUUCUCGCUGUUGCCAAGACCCAGAUGACAGUUCAUGCUCUCUGUUUUGUCAGCUCAUUUCCCCCAGGUUUCCAACACAGGCUAACAUUACCCUUAAAGGUGCCUCUAAUGAGUAUUUAGCUGGGGAAAAGCCGAGCUCCCUGACACCCUGUGUGUCUUAAUUACACGACUGUGUCACUGUGGUGACAGUGGUAUGGGGACUGACAAAGUGUAUGUCGUUCCACAGUCUAGGGGAGACCUCUAAUGAGCUUGUUUUUCUCUCUGAUUGCGUAGUUGUUGUCAGGAAUCGUUUUGUGCUUCUGGGACACAUUACUCAAUCAUAAAGCCCCAUCACAGUUUAUGUUUGCCUGAAUCGCACAAUGAAUUGAGGGUUAAAUGUCAGUUUGAAGCAUUUUUUAAAAAUCAUGCAAACAUUACACUUUCAUUUGUUUUUGUAUUUAAUCAGAUUUUUAUGGAUUAUCUGUUUUCUAAAAACAAAUAAUCAAAGUAAGUGGAAUUUUGGAGUCCUUUUCUAACCACAGCAUUGAUGUGGCUGUUGAAGCAAUGGAAUUAAUUUGGUGCAAGAGGCUUUUUCUCAUCCCCCAAGUUAGUCCUCACCUCCCCUUUAUUCUCAUGGCUGAUUAAUGUCCGUUGAUGAUGGCCUGUCCUGGUGUUUGAUGGCCAGAUCAAAGGUUGAGCAACACCAAAUGGACAUACAGCAGAAGCAAGCAGGUGCGUUUUUGUGCCUACAAUCCAUUGUAGCACUGGUUUGUUAAAACGGAUAAAGUUUAUUUCCUGGACUCCCCUCUCCAAAAAUAAACAGAUAGAUUUAAAAGAAUACAUCAUAAAUGUUUAAAUGUGGAUAUCCAUCAUUUUAAAACAGAAUAAAUUUUGUGGAGUUCAUGUGUUUUCUGAACAGGUGUAGGUGAGCCAGACAGAAACUAAAACGAAUGCAGUGAUAUGACACAAGUGUCCCAGCUAUUAAAAAAAAAGAAAACAUGCAAUGCAUGCAGUAAUGAAUGCUGUUUGCCAUAAUAACCCCUUGUCGUCCUUGGUGUAAUGUAUGCAAUGUAUGUCUGAAAGGUCUUUCUGUUGCCUAGUGACAGCGACAUUGCCUCGGUAUUGACCCUUGAAGAAAAUGGAUCUUGACAAAGAUUCAACAGACGUAUGGAUGUAGGAAACACCUUUCAGAGCAUUUGUUGUACUUUGUGCCCCUCUUUAAAAUGCACUCCUACUAUUAAAACACCUACUAUGACACAGCCUAUGUUAUGCAUUAUGCUAGACAAGAGUGAACACUGAGUAGCACAUACUUGGGAUUUGUGUCAUCAUACUGGAUCAACAAUCGUGAGUCACAGUUUCCUGUUUAGCAGACUUAAUACAGGCGGUAUAAAGUUUCACUGUAAACUUCAAAACACAAUCAUAAAUACAGAAAAAAAGCAUAAAAAUAUUUAGAGAGUACAAUACAUGCAGAGCUGAACAUCUUCAAAAGUCAUUUUGUUUGACAGACUAAAAGGUCUUUUCACACUGGGAGCGUUUUUUUCGUGUAAUUAUUUCUGAAGUCAAUAUUCUUUUUCAAACCCGUAUCCUGUCGAAACAAGCGUUCACAUCAGCAAUGUUUUCCCGUCCUGUGGUAUUGCGGCAUUUUUCUUUUUCGGAUCACGGUCGAAUUUUCUAAAGUUUCGCAAACUGUGUGUCCACUUCUGACCAAUCAGAUUUCGUGGAUUUCCAACAUGGCCGACCGGCUGAUUGUUUACGUGUCAGAGAACAGAGUGUUUUUUGAUAAAAAACACAAAUAUUACAAAAAUUACAACCUGAAGGACAACUUGUGGAGAGUCAUAACGUCGGAUUUCUCAUACGACGAUGGUUUGUGUGCUUUAACAGUUUGCUAAACGUCUUUGUUUUAACUUUCAUCUGUGCUAAGUAACUUUAGCUCGUAAGCUAACCUGUUCAGAUACAACAUACCAUAUGUAUUUUCACUGUCUCAACCUCAAUCGUGUUGCUGUCACAGCACCAUUAGGUCUCGGUUGUUACCUUACGUUUAUGGAUUAUAGUUUAAUGUGCUUAUCUGGUACUGGCCCCGACUCAGUACAUGCUAUCAUGACAGACAGACAUCUCAACACUAGUGUCUAAUCAGAACUGAAAACACUCGCAAAAUCACACCGUGCUUGAUGUGUAUAGUCAGGCGCAUCAAAAUUCGCCUCUGAAUAUUUCGUAAUUUCGUGUCCUAUAUUUGCGUCGUCCUCGGUGUGUGAGGUCGUUAAAUCUUAACAAGUCAGUGUUGAAAGACUAAGAACCAGAGUUUCAUAUGAGCUACAUUCAUUUUAAAUCGGGGGGCUUGCUAAUCUGCCGUAGUUGAAUAUUGCAGCACCGCCCCUGAUCUUCACUCAGGGUUGGGUUUCGGGUCUCGUAAACACACUCAAAGUUGGAUGUAUGCUCUCUCUUCCAAUCAGACCAGGUCUACUCCAGAAAGUCUUCCAAUUAUAUGUGAAGUCCCCAUCGUUUGCUGGACCUGACAGGCAGCACUUAAAUGAUGACAUGCUGUCACUCAUCAGAUUUUGCAAUGAUCCAGAGGUAGAUACAGAGACAGACCUUAUCCUCCCAAACACACGAAACAAUUCAAGUGAGUUUCACUUAGAUCUUAUUGCACCAACUUGAAUAAUAUCUAAGCAGACCUUCAGCCAUCAUGUAGGAUUUUAGGUCCCCAUUCUGGCUAUUGAAUAUUGAAUAAGUUUCUUUUCUCGCUACAGAGCCAUAAAAUAAUUCAUGUCAUUGAGUGUUGUGUACGUAUAAUUGACAUUUCCAGAUAGUUUCAUGUAACAGAUGAUCUCUCUCUGUGACAAGCACUAAAUCAUCCUCUCUGGUGCCCAAAAUAACCAAUCACAUUAAUUUAAAAAACCAGCCAGUGUACGUGACAUCUUUUUGUUUACCAGACAAACAGACAAAGUCCUUAAUUUUCUGAAGCUUUCAAACAGGAUGUUCUGUAAAAAGCCUGCAGUGCUAGGUUUUAAAAGGUAAUAUAAAAAGUUGCAGAACAUCAUGAAGCUUUCCAAAGCAUUAUGAAAAUAAAAGCAGAGGCACACUUCUUUAGUUAAGUGUGUUAUGUAAUCUCCUCUCUAACUUCCAUAACCCCAAAUGCAUUAAAGAGGAAGCUUCGAACAUACUGCGGCAAAUUGUGGCCAUGUUAUAGACACUUGAACCCACACCCACUCUAAUGGGAGAAACCUCUCAAAGAAUAUGCUGCCCUUUGGCACAUUUCUUCUCCUUUAAUUAAUACCAUGGUAAUGACACACACUGCUUUAGUCUCACAGUACAAAGAUGGGAUUAAUAUCAGUGGCAGGAUAUGAACCAGAGGUAAUACAUUAAUAACUGAUGUUGGCAGCGUGGCCUCAGAAGAGUACUCAAAUUUGAAUAAAGCAAACAAGUGCUUAAGGACCCACUUUAGUCUUUCAAACCAAUGGUUGCCUGACUCUGCCGACACAAAGAAAGAAUGAAAGAGAUGCAGUAUUCCCACACAUGGCCUGAUUACCAUAAAAGCUGACCUGAAACAUGUGGGUACUUGAUGUUGCGGAGCGAGAGGGUUACAAAUUUAGGAUCCUCACAAAUUGCUGCAUACAGCGUGAACUGAAGGCCGGAGAGAGCGGGGUGACAGGAGAAGAAGAGGAUAAAGAGCCCUGACUGUAGCUCACAAAACAAAAUGAGAUGGAGCGUAAUUAUCCAACAAGUGCAUAAUGUGUCCACUGGAACUGCACUGGGUGACUCAAACUAGCGCUUACAUAAUUGGAUAGAACUCCUGAUUGUGAUCAAUUUCCUUUUCCUCAUGUUAACCGCUGCAUCACUUCUAAAUACUGAACUAAUUACUACUGUCUGUGGUGCUCUAAUGUGCCGUCCCGGUUUGACUUUGCCGUAGUGUGACAGAUUUUGGAAUAGUAUCAACUGAGAUGAGCGUGUAAUCUCAGAGUAUGAGUAUUCACCAGUGCUUAAUUAAGUAUAUAAUUGGCAUGCGGAUUAUUAAAGUGGCAGUCAUUACAGAGAUUUGUAACAUUUACUAGCUGCUCUCUAUUAAAAUGGAAAUGCGUUAAUGCGUAUAAAUCUAAUCUUUGUCCUGGUUAUCUCGAAGCUUAUAUUUUGUGACGUGUCAUAUUCCUAGAAAGAUUGUUGAAUAAAAUCAGUAAAUCCCACUGAGCAAUUUAUGGUCUAAAAGAGGUCUAAUAGACGUCUAAAUGUAGCCUAGAUGACUGGUCUAAAAUCAGGCUACCACAGGUCUAAAAUUGAAAGUUUUUUAAAAGAAGUUUAGACCAAGACGAAAUCUGGGCUAUAUCUAUACCACACUCUAUAUUGCUCAACAGCUAUCAUUAUUAUUCUGGUGAAGUACUUGGAGAUCAGUUAUGCAACUCACAGUUGCUUUUUGAAAUAAAUAGUUAAAGUGCAACGUCUAAAUUCCAUCUAAAAAUAUACAGAAUGUAGACGGAGAAAUAAGGUCUAGAAAAAUAGACGUCUAAAAAGGAUUAUGUUUAGACUCAAAUAUUCAUGACAGGCCUGAAGUUAUCAUUGCAUCAGUUUAAUAAAUAAGUUUCAGAUUAAGUCCAAAGUAGAUAUCGUAGAGUCCAGACUGUAAGUCACAAGGAUCUGGCUGAUUUGAUUGAGUUUGUGGAAAAGAUUUCAAGUUGACUGCAUUUAGACAGCAUGUUUUCCUGCAUGACAUCUUCUGUAGUGUUCAGCAAUGUGCAGUUUAUGUGCGGGUGUGUAGCUUUUUUUUUAUACUGUUACUGCCAUCCAGCACAGGGUAGUUGAGCUCAGCCUUUGGUGAGUUUAGUUUUGAGGUAAGGACAAACUCAAUGCCUGUAACCUGGGGUGACCAUAUGUCCUCUUUCACCCGGACAUGUCUGCUUUUUGGGGGGCUGUCUGGCAUUGUCAGGCUUUGUCCGGGGAAGUUUAUAAAAUCCUUGAAAUUUCCGCGGUAUUGUAUGGAAAUUUUGAAUUUGUGUCACAUGGACUUAGAGAGUUAGAAGCACGUAAAAGACACUCAAUCCGACCCAAAAAUUGUCAAAAUUAACUUAGUGCGACUCCAUGACUCCGCCCCCGCAUAGUCGUAUCCUCACCUACUGUAACCAGUUUGCUGAGAUUCCCUACCUUCCCCUUCCCGACCUCCCAUAGUCAGAAAAGUUCAAAUUAAAAGUCCAUGUCAUAUGCUGAAAUUUAUGGUCUGUAAAGAGCAUUUACUGAAGCUGUGGUUUCUGAUUUUUUUCAGACAUGCAUGGACAUUUUAGUGUUUCACCUCGAUUUAAAAUGAUGCAGAAAUAAUAAAAAAAGAGUGUCAGUUGCAGUAUAAAUGUAGGCGGGAGUCAAAUAGAUAGAUGUUUUUCAUUAUAGGAUUUUCAAGGCUCAGACAAAAUUGUAAUGUCACUGCACAAGAACUGAGAGGAUCCUCAAACUAAAUGGCAUCACUUUUCGGGCUUUUAUUAAAAAAGUAAACCAAGACAUGAAAAGAGAAGGAAAAAAGGAAACCACGUCUAAUGCAAGAUUGAAUGUUGACACAUGUUGUAUAGGUACAAGGAGGAGAAAUAAAGUGUUUUUCUGAUUUAUCAUUAGAGACAAGAACCGGUUCCAACUAGUUUGAGCCAUUGACAUUAUUUGCCUUUCUUAAUUGAUGCCUUCCAGUUGGAAAACAAUGAGGUGACACAUACCGGGAGGCAGUCAGCGGGAAUGACAACAAGGAGUCAAAUCGUGACAGACAGAAGAGAGAGGGGCGUUACAAAUAGCUGCUAUGUACAACCUAAUACUGUUGAGUUUAAAGUACCUCUUUUUUCAAAUAGAAUUAUACAACUUCCAGCAACAAAAACCUCCUGCUUCAAGAGACUGAAGGCUCAAGAUGAAGAGUGUGUGUCCGUGUUACAUCCAGGUGCUUUAAUGCGAACUGAAAACUGCUAUCUUUGUAUUGGUCUGUCGCUCAAUCAGAGGCUUUAUCUGCGAUCAGCUGACCUGUAAAGUUCCAAUCAGGAGUCAGGCUUCUCUCGCUCUCUCUCUCUCUCUCUCUCUCUCUCUGUCUCUCUCUCUCAGCAGAGCAUUCAAGGUUAUAAAACUUUAAUGAAAUUUGUGAUUGUUGACACAGAAAAACCGAACGGUCUACUUCUUCCCUUUUAGAAAAUCCACAGGAAUUGAUAAAGAACUGAUAUUGGCAUAGCUAUCAGUAUAACUUUUUUAAAAUCCCCAUCCCUAUUUAUCAAUAAACAGAGCGGUAUUUAAACAGAGACUAAGAAUUAAAAGAGGUGAUGUCUUCUGGUCCUUGUGUGCCGUUUGAAACAUCGAUCGGAUUUAAGAGGAAGUGUGAGAACAGACCCGAAGCCUUCAUAAAGAGUGCUCUCAGAGACUAAUCAGGGGGGAAAGGAAACACGUUAAAUUCCAUAGCUAAAUGUCAGGUGGCGCUAAUAAGGCGAGCUCUUUAUCUCUUGUUGAUUUAGCUUGUACAGGUAAAGUAGAGCGUGGGGACACACCAGGGAUGAAUAUCAAUACUUUCAAAAUAUAAAUGGCAGCGUCCUUGUUCUUUAGUCCUGCAGUAAUGAACAUGCAGUUAUAAAAAAUAAGGAUUACAUGCAUAUUUUUAUAACAAAUUAAAUGAAAUCAUUGAACUAGGAGUUAAGUCGAGCUUGGUGUUGUCUUUUCAAGAACAGCGUGUGUGCUGUUAAUGGGCUUUCUCUUUUCGUGCCUCACUAAAUACCUCGUGCAAAAUGAAAAGCAGUGGCAUUGAUUUAAUGGCUUGUUUAACUCAAUACACAUUAUCGCUCUCCCUCUAUCUCUCUGUCCGCAUUUUCUCUCCUGCAUCGAUGCGCGUAUGACAAAAAUGAUUUUAGAGCCAGUGUUUGUUUGUUUGUUUUAGAGUGUGUGUGCGAAACUAGAAUAGAUCACAAUAGGCCAAGUGUUAUACCAACUCGGAGCUUUUGCUAUAAAUUCUUGACAGUAGGAGGAGUCAUGUUCAUUUAAAGACCUCUAGAGAUGUCCUCUCCUCCCUUCAACCACCUCCACCACCACCACCCACCCACUACACACCUACUGUACCUCUUGGGGAAGAGAGACAAGGAGAGGAAGCAGGGAGGGAGGGGUGGAGGGAGAGAGAGAGAGAGGGACAGAGAGAGAGUGAGAGAGAAGAAAAACAAAUCAAGAGCCAUAAGCUCCCAGAAAUGAGCCUGUUGAGGUGUGAGAAACGGAGAGAGGGGAAAGAAAAGACAUGUACAACAAAGACAAGAGGGCGGAGAAGGACUUGAGUGAAAUUCUCCAGCUCUGUGACUGUGACGAGAAGUGGUGAGUCUUGAACUGUUUCUCCGGCGCUCAGCACUACCAAGCGAAGUAGAAGGGACUGCCUUUUUUUUUUUUUGUUGUUCUGUCCAAUAGGAGAAUCUUUCCCACAGGAAAACUGAAACAACUGAUAAGAGGCUUUAAAACAGAUUAAAAGACGCAAGGGUGGCUGCCGGUUUGCCAAAGCCAUGGAAGCUAACUCCAAGAAGCAUCGAUUUAGGAAGGGUCGGAGUGCCACCUUCAGCAUCGAUGGCUUUAACAUCACCAUAGGUAAGAGGAAUCUGCAGGGUAGGCAGGGCAGAAGAAAGGUUAAGUGUGUCUGCAUGCGAGCCACACACAUGAAAGUGAGCGUGCAUGUGUGUGACAGAAGAAGCAGAGUACAUGUGUGCGAGAGAGUGAGAGAGUGAGGCAGAGCUACUGAGGCGUUUUGCACACAGCGGCGGCAUCGUUAAACGCAUCACAUUUCAGCCUCUCUGCACAACUCGCCACAUUAGUCCAUUCUAGUGAAGUUGAUGCCUUCCCCUGUAAUGCAACUACACCAUGGAAACAAGGGCUUUCUGAGUAACGCUGUGUGUGCGACUGACGUCACCGGGUAUUCAGUCUAUUGUCAGAGUGUUGAUUAACUUAUGUGCUGCUGGCUGGGCUCUCCUUUUUUUUCUUUUUUUCUUUUUAAUUGCAGCGCUUGUGAAAACUCUCGAGCGAGUGUUGAACCAGUGUGAAAAGCAGAGGGAUGUGAGGAUAUGCUGUGCUGGAAUCCGUGGGCUUUCAUAUGGGAGUUUAUGGCAAGCCGUGACAGCUUUGUCAUGUACACAUCUGUGUGGAAAUAUCACGAUUAUAUGAUGAUAAACAACACUUUGAAAAUGGAUAGUUUCUUUAAACUUCUACAAAAAAGUUCUGAUAACACUUUACAAUAACCAGAACUUAUAAAAGGUAAAUAGACCAUUUAUGAAUGUUAAUCAGAUGGUUUAUAAUCAUUUAUAAAUAGCAUAUAUACCAUUAAUUUUAAAAACCUAACCCUAACUUUACAAUGACCAUCUAAAUAAUGUUUAUAGGUGGUUUAUAAACCACUUAUUAAUCAUUUACAAAGUAUUACAAACAUCAGUUGCAACUUUACAAUAACAUCUAAGUGAUGUUUAUAGAUUGUUUAAAAACCAAAUAUUAACCUUUUACAAAGUGCUACUGACACACGUUUAAAUCUAGAUGUUUUACAACCAGUAUUUAAACCCUAUUAAUAAUUAAUGAAAAUUAUUCAUCAAAAUUUCAUUGCACGUUAAUGGUUAAGUUCUCUUUUGUGAGGAAAAAAGUACAAAUUUUUAAGUGUAUCAAAACAUAUAACGAGAGAGCAGAGAGCCCACACUGAAAUGUUUGCCACACCCCAAUCAGUGUUGUCACAGCAGGGGUUUUUUGCCACAGCUGACAGUUACCACCUGCUGCGACAACACCGGGUCCAGGCUGAACAGCCGACAAGCUUUUAAGUUCCAGUGAACUGAAAGGAGCUUCGGCAUCAAUGCUGAAUAACAUUGUAAAGCUACUCAAAAGGAAGGAAUUUAACAUCUGUGCCAGUGUUCCAGCAUUUACAUGAGCAACAAGUGUUCAGUUAUAAUCAUAGACUGUAUGUAGAAUGGACGCCGUCUGCCUCCUCGCUGGGUGAAGCCGCUCUGAGAACAGCACCCUCUGGUGACGGGCUGCAGUAUAGGUCAUAAAUCCCGCCUCUGCCAGCAAAGCUUAUGGAGCUGUGGACAAACUUUAGAAAUUUAUUACACAGAACAUAAUAUUUUUCCCCCCUGCUUGCGAUGUUGACAUGUAGUUAUUGUAAGACUGGUUUGUCCUCUUUUUUCUGUGAAGCUCCGUUUUUAAAAGUUAUUAGGAGAUUCAUAUUUUCUAUGAUUGACACCUGAUACAACCUAUGAGCAUACAAGGAUUGUGUAGCUCACCCGUAGCUCACAAUGUUACUGUGCAAGUGGUUGAGUGUGUACAACGCUACUGCGUAAUGUUGGUUUUGGGAAGUGGAGAAAAAACGCGGAAUUACUGAGAGCUUUUUGGCUUCGAAUCUGUAUACUGACGGAAGGCGGAACCAAGUUGGUCGUAGUAUCUGCAGUCUAUGGUUUUAAUCUAUAAUAAAAAAAAAGUCAAUAUGUAGUAAAAGGACUAAUAAACAUGGUCCGGGUCUAAGUGACAUCACCCAUCGGUUUUGGGCAAAGUUUUGAGAGCGAGCGAUGACUGUAAUGCAAUUACUGACUCACCCAAACUUUCCAUCGACCUGCCAAAGAGGCUGAGUUUCGGCAAGCCAUUAACCUCCUACAAUGUGCCCCCCUCCCAUCACUGAGGUCACUCAAUUAUGCCUCAUUAUGCAAAACUUGAAGCCCUAAUCUGAAUCAGUAAUGAAUCAAAAAGAUUCACCUACUGUGUGAACAAAUAAAGCAAUUGAACAUUCAGACCAACAUCGUUUUCGUACCAGGCUGUAAACAUGUUUAUUCCUACUGUAAAAAACGGCUUUUUAAUUUGGGUGUUGGAGAAAUCUCUAGGGGGCUGACUGCACCAGCUCGGCAUGCACUAAAUCAGUCCUAUCUAACAUCAGACUCAGCUACCACUGACUCUUUCACCCAAACUUACACAGCAGGGUCUUUAUAUGGUUGGACAGGGAAGUAUGAAACUCAUAGAGAUGUGUAAACAAAAACAAACUCAGCACAAAUAAAUAUCAGCUGUAUUGACAGAUAAAUUGGGGAUGCUUGUUGCCAAAACCCUCAUUAGAAAGCAGCUUAAUCAUUGACGUACUAGGAAAGAAUUCCCCACUUUCACAGGACCGGGCGUCACUGACAGCUCAGAGCUGACAGCUCCAUCUAAAAUCUGGGACUGAUCAAUAGCUGUAGGGCAGGAACAACACCAUGAUUCUGUCCUCUUAAACUAAGAGAAAGGCUGUUUGAUUAUUUCAAAUACGGCUUAAUGUCCCCGCAAAAAGCUAAAAUCAACCUUUUUGUCUGGGUAGUGUAGCACUGAUUUUACUCUUCCUCAUCCUAGCACACUUGUAUAAAUCAAGUUAUUAGAUUUGGUGCCGGUGUGUUUUUAAAAGUUCUUUUUUCUGCAUCUGUCAUCUUGAUUAGGUCUCUUUGUCAGACUGUUCUCUGGUGCACAGGGUAUAACUUUCACUAACUCCCAGCUGUAGGUGAGAUGUAAGGUCUUUACACACUGGGACCGUUUUUUUCGUGCGAUUAUUGCCGACGUCAAUAUUUUUUUCCGAACCCGCAUCCUGUCAUUACAAGCGUUCACAUCAGCGACGUUUUCCCGUCCUGCGAUAUUGCGGCAUUUAUUUUUUCGUAUCACGGUCGAAUUUUCUAAAGUUUUGCAUACUGUGUGUCCACUUCUGACCAAUCAGAUUGCGCGUCGUUGCAACGUCUGAUUCACCGGUAUAUCCAACAUGGCCAACUGGCUGAUUGUUUACGUGUCAGAGAACAGAGUGCAUUUUGAUAAAAGAUACAAACAUUACAAAGGUAACAUAUGACAAUGGUUUGUGUGCUUUAACAGUUUGCUAAACGUCUUUGUUUUAACUUUCAUCUGUGCUAAGUAAGUGUUCAGAUACAACAUACCAUUUGUAUUUUCACUGUCUCAAACUCAAUCGCGUUGCUGUCACAGCACCAUUAGGUCUCGGUUGUUACCUUACGUUUAUGGAUUAUAGUUUAAUGUACUUAUCUGGUACUGGCCCUGACUCAGUACAUGCUAUCAUGACAGACAGACAUCUCAACACUAGAGUCUAAUCAGAACUGAAAAACAGACAGUCUGGUGUUGUGUCAGUCUUCUCGCUUCCACCCGGGACGCGUCCCCCCCCCCCCCCCCCCCCCCCGGAAAGUCGCAAAAUCACAUCGUGCUUGAUGUGUAUAGUCAGGCGCGUCAAAAUUCGCCUCAGAAUAUUUCGUAAUUUGCAUCGUUCCCGGUGUGUUAGGACCUGUAAGGUUACAGUCAGGCUUACGCACAGCUCCAUAGAAUUCGAAGUGACCCUCCAGUGGCGACUCGAGAAACUGUGGUUUGUAGCACAUUAGCUCUGACUUUAUAUUUUGACACCAGAAGUUGUUGCCUGAAUGUGAAUUGCCUCACCAUAUAUUGACCCAGUAGCAGGCAGCAGGUGUUUGAAAAACCAGAAACGGAAAUAAAGUACAUCCAAAGUCCGUCACUAUUAAUCUCAGUAUGUCACGUUGCGAGUUGAUUACCCCCUUACAGGAGCUUUAAUUGCUUUCAUUCAGUGUAUGGUAGAGCUUAUCAAAUGUCUUUUUUACUGUGUUGCAGAAUUUGUUCAUAGAUUCAUGUCAACAGUGUCAACAUGUCUAGUUGUGGUGCGACACGGGUCCCUCACUAAAACAAAUCCAUAGGUAAUGACCACUUACCUCCAUACCUUGUCUGAGCUUUAAAGAGCAUUACAGUGGCUUUAAGCUCAUUGAUCUGUUUUCACAGCCUACAGCUCGGGCUGUUUCGGUUCACUCACUCUCCUCUUAUAAACCUUGUUUUCAGAUGUAGCAGGCAGGAUAACAAGGUCGUGAUAAACCCACGCAAACCAGCCCAGCCACAAGCAGAAGUGAACAUGAAAUGAUGAAAUGUUGAACAUGGAGGAGAAUUUAGUAGCUGAAGAGCGAGAUAUUUCCCAGGAGUUGGUGGGAGAAGGGAAUCGAGCCAAAAGGAAUGAAUGAAAUUUUAAUUUAGAUUUGUAAGGUGGAGAAUCCAGUCAUUGAUUGAUUCUGUUCAGAGACGUACAGUUUGUAAGCAGAAGAACACAGCAGAGUUGAAAUACAGACUGCCUCACACACCAGCUACAGUAAAAACAGCUGUUUGAGAUUAGAGUCAAUUCAGGGACUCUUCUCUAGAUGUCUGUGUGCAGCUGCAAACUUAAAGCUACUGUGAGGGGUUAUUAACUGCCUGUGAGACAGUUUUCAAUUCAAUACUAACGUCUUUAUUUUGCCUGCAAAAGCCAGACUGUCAACAAGAAAAGCGCCAGCAUGUGUGGCUGCGUGAAAGAGGGCAGGAGGAGAGUUCUUCAGAGAAUACUAAACACACUUAGGUACAGAGCAGAAUCAGCAAAGAACCCACCAGAGGAACGGACACUGUUAGACCAAGGGCAAAAACACAGAACAACACGGGUCAAAACCUAAUCCUGAAUUUGCUUUUUUCCCUCUAGGCAGGUGAGGUGACUUCUGCAUCAUCCUGUUGUGAUGCAACUGACUUAUUAUGUAACAUUCAUGUCGGACUUUCUCCCAAGAUUUAUCUUCCUAUUUCCAUAAUAUUAUAAAGACGUAUUACUAUUAAAUAUUAAUAACUGUAGCCUCAUCAACACAAACACAAUUACCAAGCGGCUGACUGUGUUAGCUGUAGAUUAAACUUCUGAGCAGUCAUGUUGUCAAAACAAAGUUAAUUGUUGGAGCCUCCAUGUUUUUUUGAGUUUUUUGAGCAGAUAUUAUUCUUACAUGGUAAAAUUUCAGUUGUGUCUUUAUUUCGCUGACGUUUAACGCUAGAUCUUGACCAUAUCAGGCAUACCACAUUUAUCUACAGUAGGGUCCGACCGAUGCCGAUACCGAUUAUUAGGGGGGAAAAAAAUCCAAAUUUUGUUCCUUUUUAUUGCUAAAACAACCAAAAAAGAAUGACGUAUUUUGUUUAAAGUGCAAAAAGCUUCAAUCCCCCCGCCGAUCGGUGCCUCCGCGUCUCAACUCACGUUACUCAUUUCCCGUGCGGUUUCAUCUGGAGACAUGCAGCUGCCUCAGUAAGAGAAGUAGUCCGAUAACGUAAUGUGUACUGUUGUUUAUGCUAACGUUACCGGCACGGUAACAGUGUAGCAGGGCUAAUAGCAGAUGGCUAACUCUAACUUUAGGUUGAAUAUUACAUGGUGCUUCACCGUUACCUCGGCGUGACCGAGACCAGCACAGCGGGGAACAUCGUGAAGUGGGUUGAACUGAAACUUGUUGAUUUAUUGUGUUUUUCACAAACUGAUUUAUUUACCGUUGAGGCGGACCACUCUCCGUGCGUCCCUGAGCUGCCUGCUUCAGAUCCGUCACUCUGCUGUGCUGUGAGGUAGUUAGUGGAUGAAGAUUGUCAUGAGGUCGCUGCGCCAUUUACAGGAUAAGUCGCGGGAUCUUUUUAAAUGGCGGAACAUUUUUGAAAUGAAACCGAAUUUUAUUCACCGCAUUUUAUUUCUGAAAAUAUUGGCGAUAAUCAUUGAAUUUUGGCCAAUUAUGGAUUAGUCUCAGACUGGCUAAAAUUGGCCGAUUUUAUCUGCUCGCAGAUAAAUUGGUUGGACCCUAAUCUACAGCGGCUAUAAUUAGUUAAACAGAAUAAAAAACCUGUUUUGCUACCUUAAAGGUCCAAGGUUAGAUAUCAUGUCGUAGUUAAAGCUCCUGUGUGUGGAGUAUGAAAAAGACUGAGCUUAGCAGCUUUAGAAAAAACCUUGUUUUUAUGAUUUUCACAUAAAAUACAGUCAGCUCUGUCCACAAGAGCACCAAUAUUAACACAAACUAAAAGUUCCUUACUGUAGCUUUAAGUGACAGUUUUUAAAUGGUGCAGAUUGUCUUGUUUCUGUUUGAGCUUGAGAAAAGAGAGUACCUCCUUAAAUGGUUAUUUGUGAUACUUUUAUUUUGCUGUCUUCACUUCCUUGCAUUCAGGUUUCCUUGUUUCCUGUUAUGAUUUGAAGAAAAAGCUUCUUUAAUAAAAGCAGAAGCUGCUCGAUUAUAGGAAUAGAAAAACAUUUCAAAGAAAAAAUGGUUUGAUGCAUUAGUAACCUGGAAGAGGCGUUACCUCUCAAGUUGUUAAAGUUAUUUACUUGCAUUUUUCUUUCUCUCUGUUAAGAGACAGGCAGAGAUUGUACUUUGGCUUAUUGAUAGAAGAUGGGAUUCUUGUAUGGAUAAAAAAAAGAUGCUAUGGCGAGCUGCCCAGGUACUGUUUGUUUGUUUGCGGAUACUGCAGUGGACCUCAUGUGUAAAUCUUUACCUUCUGGCACUGUGACUACACCUGUGUUCAGUUACUCAAGUGGCCAACUGUUAUCGAUAUUUCAACCGUCGAUACCAAUAAUGUGGUAGCGGGUCGUCUGAUGGUCGAUAACGCCAGUUACGGUGCUGAUUGUAGCCCCGUAACAGCCUCUUCUCCUGUCGGAAGAGAUGGCAUAAAAAGGUCGUAGGCAGGUAGCGCCCUCUGAUGUAAAAAAAGGAUGUAGAGACUUUUUUAAACCAUGACAUAUUGUCCGAAGCAAAUCUAUCAUGUGUGUAUUGAGCAACUAUUUCAGUAUGCCACCCUGGUUUAACUCUCUGAUUCAUUUAUUUACAGAUCUGUCAUAUCUGGUUUCUAACAAUACAACUCAAAGAAUAGAUGUAAACCAAUCAACUCUUAUGUUGCACCCCCUCUAAACACGACGUAACACUGUCAAAAAACAGUAUGCUCCAAACAGACCUGGCUCUGGUCACCUUGAGUACUUUAUGUACACUAAACCAAGGCUCCACCUGGUGUUUCAUUCAGGAUUUAAUAUAUGCAGUCACUGAUGAGACAAAGCAAAAUGAAAUACAUACAAUAGCAUCAUAAUUAAUUUUUGAAUCAUCCCAAUACUCAGCUGUCUCAGGAGCUGCUGUUACACCCUAUAGCUGUUAGGUAUCAGUAAGGUAAAAAUAUUCUGAUAAAGAGAGGAAAGUUUCAGUGUUUGCAUUGUUUAAACUUGGAAAUGGAGAGAGUGCUGCAUUCAUAUCAUUUCCAUCUCUUUCAGCAGGCCUUAUGAAUUUUGUUCCUCCCACAUGAAAUACACUCUGGACUUUCAACUAGCAAAGAUACACCUUGUUACCUCCCGAAACCUGCCUUACUCACAUAUGGCCUAUAUCACAGCCGCACUAUUCACAAGCAUGGCAGUUGUCAUGGUAACCCGUGAGUGUCACAAUCAAUUGCUCACCAGGCCCAGGUUUCAGUCUGUGCAGUGUGUUGCCAAUCACCUCCCCUGAAGCGUGACUCCUAAGCACUGGUACCUCAUUGCCUGACUGGACACCUUCGUGUUUCGCUCCUCUAUUAAACUCGGAGCCUCCGCUGCAGCUGGCAGCCUCUGCCCUGAGUCUAAUUGUGCUGUUUAGUUAUGUGUUAGGGUUGUUAGCUCAGUGAUGUUUCUGUUCAUGCUGUAAAGGCUCAUUUUGGAAAAGCAGAUUUUAACUUAUCAGCUCAGCCUCAGCGUUUCUGUACGUGUACAUAUUCCUCUAUGUUUUCUCAGUUGCGUGAAUUACUCUUUCUUGAGCAGAAUUACCCAAAAAGACCGACAUUGGUUGAUUAAUUCCUUUGUUUUGCUAACCUAGAACAAAUACAGACUCUGUUUCGUGGUCCACUUUAUUGUAACUAAGGCGUUAAGUAUGAAGAUUCAUACUUCAAAUUACAGAGAUGAUGGAAAAACUCCCACUGACUUGAUAAUUAUUUUCAUCUAAUGAAACUUUAAAGGAUAAAAUUAAUUUAGGGUCAAACACAUCGUGUUUAUGGACUACAGCGGGGUGACGCAGCUCAAGGAAGAACAUUUAUGAUCAUUACUUGAUCAUUUCCUUGAAGUAAUAAUCAUCAUAAUUUUUUUUGGUAGUUCUUCUGCCUCAGCAUCUCAGUCUGAUUGCAUUUCCAUAAAGAAAUGAUCAUAAAUGUUCUUCCUUGAGCUGCGUCACUCCGCUAUAGUCCGUAAUGGACUGGCUCGAGGUCUCGCUACAAACAAUCGGCUGCUGGAGGAGAGUAGGUGAGUUGUGUUUAGUCUUUUUGCUAAAGAAAUUAGGCAAAGCUUAAAAGAUGUUUGGUGGCUAAUGCUAAUGUGGCUAAUAAGGACCCUAUAUAUACUGUUGAUGAAGUUAGGUGCUGUUCUGAGCAUUAUUUGUGGCUAUAGAGUGGCGUUUUGGUUGAGGUUUGUGUAUGACUCCUCAGACCGCUGUGUAUUGCUAUUGUGCGGUUGUUACUAAAAUUGGUAUAACUAGAGAAGCAAGCGGUCGGCAACAUUCAUCUCUCGAAGGGAUCUCUAACUCUGUGUUACGGCUCUAACUUAAUUUUACGCCGGAAUAUCCCUUUAUGCAACUUUUUUGUCAUUAACCAAAAGUUAACAUUUUUUGGAAACUGCAGCUUUAGUACAAUCAGCUAAACUAAGUUAACCAACCAAUGUCAAUACUCCUUACAUGAGUAUUGUGCGAGCAUGUUUUCAGAAAACUGAAUCUAAAAUCAACCGUACAAUGAACCCGCUUGAACCCGCUCAUCUGUGAUGUGUGGUAAUUUUAGCAUCCUUAUCUGAUAUUAGAAAUGCAAACCAAAAGAAAAAAGGACACUAAAAAUAUUUCCUAAUUAUACACGAUAGGAUUACAUUCAGUUAACUUGUCUUAUCACAGAUUGUUGUAUAACUAUGAUUAAAAUGUGACAGUCUGGUUUUGUCUCAGUCUCCUCUUUGCCAGGGAACUGACUGAAUCCAUUCACUUUAAUGGUACUUCAAUCAAGAGAGACAAGCAUAUGAAGUGAAGAUACUCAUUAACUAUAACAGAUGAUGUGAUAAUUAGUCUUGUCUGGGAGUUUUUGGCAUUUAAACUCUUGAGCUAGAUAUUAUAAUUAAAGGGUGUCCGCCCUAAGAAGCAGAGAGAUAAAUCCUCAGACUUCUGCUGGUUCUGAUGAUGCUGCGAAAACUGGGCAAUGUUUGGGAGUCACAGGCGCUUAAAAACAGCAACAUGAACAAAUUAAAAGGCAGAGAAAAACAGUUUAUAAAAGGCAAAAGCAGGUUUGUGAGCCAAGAGAGCAACACCGAAUGUUGGCAUGGAAAACAAAACCAGAACUGAAAAGGGAAACAUUCGGAUUAAAGGAUGAUGUAUUGGCACUGACAUGAGCGGUUGCGCUGAAAGAAGUCGAUCUGACAAACAUGACUUAAAUGAUUUUAUUUCUGAGUUGAACAUUUUGGUAAUUAUGCCUUUGUUAUGAUAAAAAUGAUACCCUUAUGUUUUUAUGGUCACAGUACUGUGUUGGGAAGGGAGAGAUUUAAUGGAAGAGGGAGUCCAAUACGAUCAAGCAGAAUUCGUAGCAAACCUUUAAAGGUCUUAAGUCGAUACAUCAAGACAAGAGUUUUCUCUCACACUCAUGUAAAAGGUUUCAUUUUGACCACAGCUCAUACACUGCAAAUGCUGUGGGUUGGAAGCUCAUAAAAAGUUUGAAAAGAUGAACUUGAGCAACAAAUAUUGACUAGAGCCAUGAGCAGUGAUGAAUAGGCCCUGGAACCUUUGUGCACGUUGGGGUGUGUUGCAACUGUCUGAUGCUGAGAAGUCAUUGGUGGUGCAGCAGCUGUGGCCAAGCUUCAGUGGGAGGUACUGUCACCUUGAACUUAAUGUUUUUGGAUCUGUUCGGGCCAGGGCUGUCAGCAUGAGUAAUGUUAAGCACAUAGGACAGUCGGGCACUGGCUUGUACUUACCAGUAGGUGGGGUUAUUAUAACUAUGACUCAGUUGUUAUCUGUACAUUUAAGACUGAAAGGGGAUCUAAAACUGACACACAAAUUGACAUUGACACACAAAUUAUUUUAAAACUUUGGAUUGAAAAUGUUGAGGCUACCUAUCAGGAUUCCACUUUUUUCUUGGCUCUGGCAUGAGGCGUGUGAUUUUCAUUCAUGUUAGUGAAACCCAGUGGAGGAACAGAAAACUUAUGAGAGAGUGCUGUGGCACUGAUUUAUUAAGAGAGCUGUGCCUGAGAAUAAGUAUGUGGAUCACAGUGAAAUUUAUAAUGAAAAUCGUCAUCUGAAUAUCUAAGUUUAGAGCACUGGCACUAUGAAGUAUCACAUAGUUAUAACUUCACUCUGGUUUCUAGGAAAAGAAGUUCAUGUUGUUUUGAUGGCCCUGAUAAUGAAGAGGGCUACGAAAUCAUGUGUUCCAGUCAAAACAGUACAAAAGUGUCACUGGUGGCAAAAUUAAGACGUUUACAUCCCUACAGAAAGUAGGGAAAUUGAUCUUGGACUUGGUAAAUGUGUUCAUUUAACUGCCUCCACUGUAAACAAAGACAUAAGAUGACAUGACAUGACAUGACAUGACAUGACAUGAUAUGUCAUGAAAUGAAAUGUUAUGAUAUGAUAUGAUAUGAUAUGAUAGGUUAGGAUAUGAUAGGUCAGGAUAAGACAGCAUAUGAUAUGAUAUGAUAUGUUAUGAUAGGAUAUGAUAUGAUAAGAUAUGAUAGGAUAGGAUAUGAUAGCAUAUGGUAUGAAAUGUUAUGAUAUGAUAUGAUAUGAUAUAAUAUGAUAUGAUAUGAUAAGAUAUGAUAGGUUAGGAUAAGAUAGCAUAUAAUAUGAUAUGUUAUGAUAUGAUUUGAUGUGAUAUGAUAGAAUAUGAUAGGAUAGGAUAUGAUAGGAUGGGAUAAGAUAGCAUAUGGUAUGAUAUGUUAUUAUAAGAAUAUGCUAUGAUAGAAUGUGAUUUGAUAUGAUAAGAUAUGAUAGGAUAUGAUACAACAAUGGUAUUUAAUACAGUACUAUAUUAAUAGGAUAUGAUACAAUAUAUUGCCCCUGAAGGGAGAUUGAUCGUAGACUUGAUUACAGCAUUCAUCUAGCUGCCUCCACAGUAUAUUAAGGCAUAUGUCAUGGUAUGAUAUGAUACAGUAUGAGUCUCUACAGUAAGAUACAAUUCCCCUUAUAGUACCUGUUGGUGAAUUUAUCUCGAGCUUGAUCACUGUUUACAUUCAGCUGUUGCCGUAUUAACAUUAGUCUGUAGAAAACAGCAAACAUAACAAUUAACAUGAUUAUUGAAACAGAAACACAACAUACCAUCCAUAAUCUCUCUGCCAGUAAUCCCUGACUGAUUCCUGCGAUGAAACAUGUCAAAGUGACUCCAAAUAGAUUAAAAGUUUUUGCCAAAACUUCAGAAGGAGUGCAGUGACAGCAUUUUUUUUUUCUAGUUUUAAGCUUAAAAAGUGCAAGGCGUGCAUUUACUUGAACUUAACAAGGCCAUGAGGUUAAUUCAAUUCAGGGUUUGGAUUAAGAGUUUACAUAUUAGGGUGUCCUCGGUCACCAAAGAGCAAAAGAGACGUCUCUAAAAUAUUUCACCCAGUCGUCACAGUCGUAUAUUUUCCAAUAACUCAGGGUUAAGUCAGGAUUUGUAAAGAUAAUAUCAAGAUGAAAUAAAACUGUCUCUCGGAGAAAAAAGCCUCCUCCCUUCACCAUCUUCUAAAAAAACCCUCUGAUGAUUGAAUUUACUCCACAUAGAAAAACGCUGUAAAAUCAGAUAAUACUUAAUACCUCAAAUCAAACAAUAUUGCUUGUAUUCAUCACAAGAAAAUGAUGAAGCUGCUUCAUGCUCAGCCAGUGGGAGAGAUUUAAUAAGGCCUACAAACAGCCCACAUUCAAACGUGUCCAUGACCUCCAACAGAUCACUGAUGCCUGUUUUCAUGAGGUGCAGCCACACACCUCCAAUCCACCUCUUAGCACAAAAACAUUUUUGCCGUUUGCCAGAAAAGACACGAAAAGGAAGCUGCCUCGCACUAAACUGAAGGUCAUGCUGCCUGUACUUCCUGUAAGCGUCUAUUCACUGACAUAAAUGGGGGAAAUGCAAAGAUACUAAGUAGUGAUCACAUGACAAGAGUGGAAAUACAGGAACAGGAGCAUGACUUGAAGGUGGUGGGGAGAGCAGUUGAAGGUAAUGACAGGAACAGGAUAUUAAAGCAUUUUAUCAACCGGAUUUUCAUGGGAAGAAAAAAAAGCUUUUGUAAAUUUAAUGAAACUGAACAAAUUUGUUGUUAUUCAAAGACAGCGGGAUGAGAAAGAAAAUAGCUUCUGGGAGAUUUUAUUUAAAGAGAGAGAUCUGCAGAAUGAGCUCGGUCACCAUGCGAGUCCUCAGAUCUGGCGUCAGUGUGGAUAAGCCUGUUCCUCUGUGUGUGUUGUGGAUUUAGGAUUUAGAGUUCUGGGCACUUCUCCUUCUCCUGCACCAUCACAGCUGCUCGCUUUUGAACUGUACGCCGAUGACAAGCCUUGUGAGGAUGCAGAGUUCAUGAUUUCCAAAAAGAAUGUCAGUUCAUCACUAGACGAGUUGUUUAUGGUUCACAUUGUACAAUUUCAACCAGCAUUUGUGGACGCAGUGAUAAACUGUGUCCACAGACAACUGGUUCUGGAAGAGAUUUGGAGCCCAUGCAGUGAUUACCACUACAAAGUCAUAUCUGUUUGGACCCCCGAGUGCUGCCUGAGGGUGCCAAAGUUCAUGACUAUCCAGCUUUGGCUUGUGGUUUUGUCCAUUUUGUACAGAAAUUCAGAAAUUUUAUGAUGGACCCCUAUGAAUUCCUUGCUGUUAAAUACUCAGAAAUUAUAGCUGUUUUCUCACAUUGCUUUCCACAGAGAGGUGGGUUUCCUUUCAGGUGUUAUUACACAACUUUUUAGUGUUUUGUUGCUUCUGCAUUCAAAUUUAAAGGGAGCGUACACUUUUCCCCAAACAACCAUUUCUGUUGGUAUGUUGACUUUGCUCUAUAUUUUUUUAUAUUUUUAAAGAAAUACAGGGUCUAGACAAUUUUCAAACAUAAAAAAACUUGUUUUUAUCAACAAGUUUUCCAACUAAAAAAAAAUUGGAUCAAAAUGAAAAGAUGAAUCUGUGAUUGAUGUAGAUUUAUUUAUACAAGCACAUUGUGGAAGAAACAUCUGAAAUCUGUUGCGAAAGUUUUUUCUAGAACUUAGAUACAUUUUUUUUUUCUUAAAAGUUUCUUUAGUUGAAAGCAGAACUUCCUUUGUCACCUUUGAUUCAGCUCUCACACAUCCUCUCCCAGGAAGUCCACCAUCUCUCUUUUUUUACCAAACUCUCAGCUAUCACAGGUAAUCCCUAAUGAGAUAUAUCCAAUGGAUUCAGGUUCAACUUGUUCUCUUCAAGGGAGAGAAAGUAGUGACGGUGUUGGAGCAGGUUGUAAACAUGUUGAUUCUGAGACUGACAUGUUUUGUCCUUAAGUCUGCUCUAUUUCAGGGGGUAUUAUCGCAGGCUGAACCAAAAUUGGCCCAUCAGUGUUUCGACUUUAGAUCCGCUUUAUCUGGAGAUGGUGUGAUUCUCUACAAGAUUGAAGCUAUAAAUAAAGUUGAUUCCUGUAGCAGAACCUUGAAAUGGGUCCUAACGCUGCCUUGACCUGUUGAUCCCUCAGUUGACUUGUUGGCGCUGGUCCACCAGUUAAAAAAAAACAUGGAUUACAGUAACAGGAAAAUCCUCUACAAACGUAAUUGGCGGACACCUGUGGAACAAUGUGAUUAAUCAUGAGGGAACUGCGGGUUCUCUUUCUGUUUCACUUGUGUUUUUAUCUCCCCAUCUGACUCAUCCAGAAAUAUUAAGAGUCAAGAGUUAUUAAAGAUUAUUAAGAGACGUGUUAUCAUUAUUAAUGUUGGGCUUGAUCCUCCACAUUCGGCUGCUUUGGCUAUCUGCCAGAAGUUCAAGGUUCAAGUUGGUUGAGGUGAGUCCAUUAGUGAGCCCCCAGUUGGAGAACAGUCCAGCACCUGUCCGUAAGUUAAGCAUUAAGAUAAUCCCUGCAGGUAAAAUCACAUUUCACUGCUGUCCUCUGUAUAUGAUAUGUGUCUGGGUAAAAUUAUACCAUAUCAGGAAGCUGAUAUAGAACUGAUAUAGAAAUUUACAACAAUAAACAACACCAUUUUGCCUGUAUCGGUAUAUUCUGAGUCAAAAAAUAGAUAAAUAAAAGUUGGUUUUGGAUGUGUGUAGGUAGGCUAUGGUCUCAUGUCCCUUUAAGACGCUGUCAGAGACGUGACUCCACCCCAUCCAAUCUGUAACAAAGAGGGAAAGACAGGUGAGGAGAUGGAGGACGGUUCAAAAGUUGUAGCAGCUAAAGUAGACGAAGUUAAUGUGGGAGGGGGUGAGCAGCUUGUUGAGUAGUUAUCUUACAUUUAUCGUUAUCGAGGUGAACUGCUCAAUAUAUUGUGAUAUUGAUUUGAGGCCAUAUCGACCAGCCCUAUGAUCCUGUGUAGAAAAUAUUAAAAGACUGUGAUGUAGUGAAGUGAAGGAAACCCCAGUCAGACCCCAACUAAAAAUAUUAUCUUUACAGUGGUAUUAAGGAAAGGUUUUGGUCUCUCUACCUACUUUCUUCAUCCCUGACAUCUGAACAGGAAGUGAAUUUUAAAACACAUCUGUUUCGAUGUUUCACAAGGCAAAACAAAAAGGUUGAUGUCACUGAGAGUACGUCAAUCAUAAAGGAUCUUUAAGUUAUUUAGUAAUAAAAAAUAUCCUUGAAUGUGCUUUAGUUUAAAAACAGAGAUGGACUUUUUUUGCUUGAACAGCAGAGAUGCUGUGAACUCCACCAUGUCUGCUCAGAGGAGGCAGCAGAUAUUAUUUUAGUGCACUCUGGAGUAAAGUUUUUCAUAAGGAGAUUAUAGCCUGUACCUGGUUGUUACCUGCACAUUCAUGACGUACAAUGACGUCUUUUUCAUGACAGUGACCUUCAUUUAUUUUGAAGGGCACGUGGGUUUUACCGAGAACAGCCAAUUACCUUGGAAAUAUACAGAUUAUAAUUCCCUCAUUUCGCUCACAAGUCCUCCACACAGAUUAAUUUCUCAGUCAAAUUUGAAAACCUGUGACCUCUUAGAAACUCUGUUAAUGAGUCUCUUAGAAUCGACCAUCUUUGUCUUCAGUGCUGUAAAAAGAAAAACCUCAACGAGACGGGCCAAGUCUUUCACUCCCCAGCCUUGAAGUUCAUCUAAAUGAUGACAUUUAUGAAGACCCAUUUCCUGUGAUGACUCAGACUCUCUUUUCUUGAAAUGAUAAUCGUGAAAAAUUACAGGGAGGGAAACUUGAUUUAUUAUUCACGGAUGGAUAAUGGCUGCUGCUUGAAAGAACAGCGAUAACUACAAAUCCAGAGUUGGACCUUUUAUUUUUGUUCAUGGAUUGAAAGACUGAUCAGUUGAGGUAAAUAUUCCUCAAAACAGACUUCUCUUCAACCUAAACUUGAUUUUAAACCAGCAGUAAAUAAAACGGAGGUGUGUACAAGGUGUCGACAAAGAUUAUAGUACUUCUGCAGUCCCCCAAAAUCGCACUCAAACACAAACCUUGGGUGAAUGCCUGACAUAUACACAUAUAAAAAUACACACUGGAGCCAGAGUUGAAACUUCAUCUAAAUGGAGAUAUCUGUAUAUAAUGUAUAAUUUGUUCUGACUGUGUGAAGAAGGAAUGAUAUCCCUUCAAAAAAACUGCCCUGAUAGUUGCUACCAUUGAAAUCAGUCAAAAUAGCUACACUUGUUCACUUGAUUCAUUCAGGGAUUCUGGUUAUAUUUUAAUUCUGUUUGACACAAAGGGCAGAUUAUUUCUGACUUGUCUAGAAGUUUUUAAAAAAGUUGAAUUUGCUCUUCAAAAGCACACUUGUUAUUUUCCUUCACAGUGGCAGCAGGAAGACUCUGGUGUGUUUAGAGGACAAACAAGCCCAGUAUUAAGUCAUGUGACAAAUUAGACAAAAGUUCAAACAUUUUUUAUAAUAUUGAUUAAAAGUUUGAUUUGUGAAAAGUCAAUACAGUAGCAUAAACAACAUAUAUCUUUUUAAAUAUAUUGCAUGUCAACUGUGAAUUGAACACAUAAACCUAUAAUAGUCAAUCUUAUUAAUUCAUUGUCUUGUUAAUAAUGUAAGAGUUCAACAUGAGCGUGUUUAUGAACCACAAUCCCUGCUAACACUUGAUUUCUUUCAUUAUUUUUCCUUCCCCCCCCAGUGGCAAAUGAAGACGCGGAGAGCUCCAACAGACCACAAGCCAGUUUUGCUCGUGAGUGUAAUGUUCGUUCUUUAUUAGUCAUGCUUCAUUAUUUAUCACUUCAUUCAUUUCAAACCAUUUCACCUCUCAGAGCGCGUAAUUAAGGGUCAUUUUACCCGGGGUUAAUGGCAUAUUAGCUACAGAAACUUCUGAUCGCCGCAGAAAGAUAGAAAGCUUAUAAAACGCAGCAACGAGACUUUCUAUAAAUACAUUUACAGUGAUUUUUCAUCAAAACACAGAUCCUGCAGACAUGGGUUUUGUUGUAAAAGCAUGAAGGGAAAUGACUGAUGACUGUUUAAUGAUCAAUUAUGAUAUUUUAAUAUAGAUAAUUUGCACUAUUAUCUUAAAAACACGCAUUACCUUUGGCAAAUAUUUAAAUUCUGAGUGUGUAAAAUUUGAGGGUCCAUCAUUAUCUGCUCACUGUGCUGAGUGUGCUUUUUAAAGACUCAUUGGUACUGACAACAGACAGCCACACGGGGGCAGCAUUGUAAAAGCACUCAAUAGUUUGGCUCCCUCAUUGAAAAACCAUGUACUUCCCAAGGUGAUUUACAGUCCUGUUUUCUGUGAGAUAAUGUAAACAAAGUACAACCUAGUAAACAAAACCCCGUAACUGAUGGUUUUAUGCAAAGCGAUAUAAAUAUAUCUCGUGUUUGUUGUUGUUUUUUUUCCCCCUGUAGGCUCAAAGUCCCAGAGUGCUUUGUGGAAUGCCAUCACGGCGGGGAUGGGGAUCAAAGGCAAAGAGCAGAAGGCCCCCCUGAAUGACCCUCGGAGCCCCGAGGAGAUUCUGGCCGACGAGCUUCCUGCAGCAGACGAACCAGAUGCCACAGAGAAAACAGCCAUCAGGUUCGCCGCUCGCUGUUUUCGGUUUAUUGUUAAUUAUAAUGAAGUGGCUCCUGUGUGCGCGCUGCAGCAGGACAUCGACAGCCGUGUCCAACUCAUUAUCCCACAAGCUUCAUUUGCAUACAGUUGA